This is a messenger RNA of Solanum dulcamara, 2426 nucleotides long. Its product is annotated as phenylalanine ammonia-lyase. The record is from RefSeq and is a predicted model, not a curated record. The coding region runs from base 105 to 2273 and encodes 722 amino acids. The transcript has 2 exons. Lineage: Eukaryota; Viridiplantae; Streptophyta; Magnoliopsida; Solanales; Solanaceae. Gene Ontology annotation, molecular function: ammonia-lyase activity. Gene Ontology annotation, biological process: L-phenylalanine catabolic process. Gene Ontology annotation, cellular component: cytoplasm.
AAAAAAGAAAAAAAACUUCACAACAUUUGUUUUGUAUAAGCAAAUGCCCAUUUUUCUCCUCACUAAAGUUUCUCCAUUACAAUUCUAGCCAUUUUCUUGAUCCAAUGGCCUCAUCAAUUACACAAAAUGAGCAAGAAGUGGCCAUGGAUUUAGAUUUGUGCAAGAAAUCAUCAAGUCAUGUUCAUGAUCCAUUGAAUUGGGAAAUGGCUGCUGAAUCUUUAAGAGGGAGUCAUUUGGAUGAAGUGAAAAAGAUGGUGGAUGAAUUUAGGAAGCCAGUUGUGAAACUUGGGGGUGAGAAUUUGACUGUUGGACAAGUUGCAUCCAUUGCAAAUGCUGAUAACAAAACUAGUGGGGUCAAAGUGGAACUUUCUGAAAGUUCAAGGGCUGGUGUGAAAGCUAGUAGUGAUUGGAUUAUGGAUAGUAUCAGUAAAGGAACAGAUAUUUAUGGUAUUACUACUGGUUUUGGUGCUAAUUCUCAUAGAAGAACCAAUAAUGGAGGUGCUCUUCAAAAGGAACUUAUUAGGUUCUUGAAUGCUGGAGUAUUUGGAAAUGGAACAGAAACUUGUCACACAUUAUCACAUUCAGCAACAAGGGCAGCUAUGCUUGUUAGGAUCAACACUCUGCUUCAAGGGUACUCUGGCAUUAGAUUUGAAAUCUUGGAAGCAAUUACAAAGUUGAUCAAUAGCAACAUCACCCCGUGUUUGCCCCUCCGUGGCACGCUCACUGCCUCGGGUGAUCUUGUCCCUAUGUCCUAUAUUGCUGGUUUACUCACUGGCAGGCCUAAUUCUAAGGCUGUUGGACCCAAUGGUGAGACCCUUAAUGCUGAAGAAGCAUUCCGCAUUGCUGGUGUUAGUGGUGGAUUUUUCGAGUUGCAGCCUAAGGAAGGAUUUGCAAUUGUGAAUAGCACAGCAGUUGGUUCUGGUAUGGCAUCAAUUGUCCUGUUUGAGUCCAAUAUUCUUGUUGUAAUGUCUGAAGUUUUAUCAGCGAUUUUCGCUGAAGUGAUGAAUGGAAAGCCUGAAUUCACUGACCAUUUGACACACAAGUUGAAGCAUCAUCCUGGUCAAAUUGAGGCUGCUGCUAUUAUGGAACACAUUUUGGAUGGAAGCUCUUAUGUGAAGGCAGCUCAAAAGCUCCAUGAAAUGGAUCCUCUUCAAAAACCAAAGCAAGAUCGUUAUGCUCUCCGAACAUCUCCACAAUGGAUUGGCCCUCAAAUUGAAGUCAUUCGUGCUGCAACUAAGAUGAUGGAGAGGGAGAUUAACUCAGUGAAUGACAAUCCAUUGAUCGACGUUUCAAGAAAAAAGGCCUUGCAUGGUGGCAACUUCCAAGGCACCCCUGUUGGUGUCUCCAUGGAUAAUACAAGAUUGGCCCUUGCAUCAAUUGGGAAAUUGAUGUUUGCUCAAUUCUCGGAACUUGUCAACGACUAUUACAGUAAUGGGUUGCCAUCUAAUCUCACCGGAGGAAGGAAUCCAAGCUUGGACUAUGGUUUCAAGGGAGCUGAAAUCGCGAUGUCUUCUUACUGCUCGGAACUUCAGUUCUUGGCAAAUCCAGUGACUAACCAUGUCCAAAGUGCUGAGCAACACAAUCAAGAUGUGAAUUCCUUGGGCUUAAUCUCAGCUAGGAAAACAGCUGAGGCUGUCGACAUCUUGAAGCUAAUGUCAUCAACCUAUCUAGUGGCACUUUGCCAAUCUAUAGACUUGAGACAUUUGGAGGAGAACUUGAAGAAUGCAGUCAAGAACACAAUUAGUCAAGUAGCUAAGAGAACUUUGACAAUGGAUGCUAAUGGUAAGCUUCAUCCAGCAGGAUUCUGCGAAGAGGAAUUGCUUCGAGUCGUGGACAGGGAAUACUUGUUUGCCUAUGCUGAUGAUCCCUGCAGUUCCAACUACCCUUUGAUGCAGAAGCUGAGACAAGUAAUUGUUGAUUAUGCAAUGAAGAAUUGUGAAAGUGAGAAGAAUGUGAACAGUUCAAUCUUCCAAAAGAUUGGAGCUUUCGAGGACGAAUUGAAGGUUGUGUUGCCUAAAGAAGUUGAGAGUGCAAGAGUUGUUCUUGAAAAUGACAACCCUCCAAUUCCUAACAGGAUCACAGAAUGCAAAUCAUAUCCAUUGUACAGGUUUGUGAGGAAAGAACUUGGAACAGAACUGUUGACAGGAGAAAGAGUCCGAUCGCCCGGUGAGGAUGUUGACAAGGUGUUCACAGCAGUGUGCAAUGGACAAAUCAUUGAUCCAUUGUUGGAGUGUCUCAAGAGCUGGAAUGGUGAUCCUCUUCCAAUCUGUUAGGUGUUUGCUUGAAAAAAAAGGACCUUUUUUUUUGGCAGUAAUGGUGAAAAAGAUAUCUUGGAUUUGGCUUUGUUUUUUUCUUGGAUAUGUUUGUUUCAGGUUGUUUAGAAUCUCAUUUAAACACAAAACAACAAUAACUAUGCUUUGGUUUCA